Pantherophis guttatus is the source of this 3751-nucleotide messenger RNA. RefSeq names its product mutS homolog 4 (gene MSH4). Gene Ontology annotation, biological process: mismatch repair; reciprocal meiotic recombination. The record is from RefSeq and is a predicted model, not a curated record. NCBI's taxonomy places the organism in Eukaryota, Metazoa, Chordata, Lepidosauria, Squamata, Colubridae. Gene Ontology annotation, molecular function: ATP-dependent DNA damage sensor activity; ATP binding; mismatched DNA binding. Gene Ontology annotation, cellular component: nucleus.
AGGAUUCCUUAACCAAAGUCUAAACUGUGUGGACUACAGUUCCCAUCAUUUGAAAGCGAUGACACGUGGCAUCAAGUUUGGAUAACCCGAUGGGGAAAAAAAAGAAAAGAGCUGUCCUGUUUGAAGCCUCCACAGUUAAGGUGGCUUUUUCCUGGUGGGUUGUACAAUUUUGAGACAACGGCUGAAAAUGCUAAGGGGGAGGGGGGCAUACUUAAAUCAUACUCUCUAAUGUUCACCUGUGUAAGAAAGUUCCUCCCCAAGGUCGAGGGAGCUCGUAUGAGAGUUAUUUUUUGUCCCUUGGCGAAAUCAAUUAAAUGGGAGACGCCCCUCUGUCUUGCUUGAAAUAGUACAGUCCGCUGUCUCCAUUUGGCGCAGCCGAGGCUCGGGCUGACUUUUUGAGGCAAACGGGGCGGAGGGUUUAUUAAGCCGUCUGCCUCGGGCUGGGGUUUGUUAGAGGCGAUCCCCCGAAACAGGUGGAUCAUGGCGGAAGUAUCGGCUGCUUCUACCUCGUAUUCGGGCCGCUGCUCGUCGUCUUCUGGCCCCGAGCGUCAGCCCCGUUACCAAUUCGGUCUUCAAGAGACGCCGGGUUUGACCGACGAGCCCUCUCACCCUCAGCGGGGGAAAACGGCCAUCAGGGUCCCCAAUGGCGCCUCGGCCUUCCCUCCGAAAGGGUUGGAAGAUUCAUAUUUUGGAGACAAGAGUUCUUAUGCAGAAAACAUUAGCACAGUAAAUAUGACAAGCCCUUCUUCCACCAAGGAUAUAAAGAUUUCUAGAGUACGGAAAACACCUCUCUCAUCCAACCGACCAGGAUGUAGAAACUGGACUCCUUUCAUGGGAUAUUCAGUUACAUCAUCUUCAGCAGUCUCCAUUCACAGUAUUGCAUCGGUUAUCGUGGCUGUAAUAGAAGGGAGAGGAUUUGCUAGAGGUGAAGUGGGAAUGGCAAGUAUUGACCUAAAAAAUCCAGAAGUAGUACUAUCCCAGUUUGCUGAUAAUACAACAUAUACCAAGGUUAUCACCAAACUCAGAAUUUUAACACCCUUAGAAAUAAUAAUGUCAAAUACUGCCUGUGAUUCAGGAAAUGCAACAAAACUGUACACUUUGAUAGCCGAAAAUUUCAAGAAUGUGACUUUUACCACAGUCCAGAGAAAAUAUUUUAAUGAAACCAAAGGUUUGGAAUACAUUGAACAAUUAUGUACACCAGAAUUCAGCACUGUUUUAAUGGAAGUUCAGUCCAAGUAUUACUGUCUCGCAGCUGUUGCUGCCUUGCUGAAAUACGUUGAAUUCAUUCAAAAUUCAGUUUAUGCGCCUAAGUCACUUAAGAUUCGUUUCCAUGGAAGUGAGCAAACAGCAAUGAUUGAUUCAACAUCAGCCCUAAAUCUUGAAUUAAUUACUAACAAUAGAGAUCCUAGGAAAGGCCAUACUCUAUUUGGCAUUCUAAAUUAUACUAAGACACCAGGGGGAAGUCGAAGACUUCGGUCUAAUAUUCUGGAACCACUGAUUGAUGCUGAUAGUAUCAACACAAGAUUGGAUUCUGUUCAAGAGCUCCUUCAGGAUGAGGAAUGCUUUUUUGGUCUUCAGGCAGUUAUAGGAAGAUUUUUGGACACUGAACAAUUACUUUCAGUUUUAGUACAAAUUCCAAAGCAGGAUACGGUUAAUGCGUCUGAAUCAAAGAUAACCAAUUUAAUUUAUCUGAAGCAUACUUUGGAACUUGUGGAGCCUUUGAAGGAAGCCUUAAAAAGCUAUAAGACGCCAUUGUUAAAAGCUUAUUAUAGCUCUUUGGAAGAUAGCAGGUUUGGGAUCAUUCUUGAAAAGAUUAAAACUGUUAUUAAUGAUGAUACAAGAUACACAAAAGGAUGUUUGAAUAUGAGAACUCAAAAGUGCUAUGCGGUGAAACCUAAUAUUAAUGAAUUUCUUGAUAUAGCACGAAGAACCUACACUGAAAUUGUGGAUGAUAUAGCUGGAAUGAUAACACAACUUGCAGAAAAACACAACCUUCCUUUGAAAACAAGCUUUAGUUCAGCUCGAGGAUUUUUUAUCCAGAUGAGUGCUGAUUGUGCAGCAGUACACAGUGGUCAACUUCCUUCAGAAUUUACCAAGAUUACUAAAAUGAAAAAUGUAUAUAGUUUUACUUCACCCGAUUUAAUGAAAAUGAAUGAAAGAUGCCAGGAAUCCUUGAGAGAAAUCUAUCACAUGACUUACUUGAUAGUGUGUAAACUAUUGAGUGAAAUCUAUGAGCAUAUCCAUUGCUUAUACAAACUCUCUGACACUGUCUCUAUGCUAGAUAUGUUGCAGUCAUUUGCCCAUGCUUGCACACUGUCUGAUUAUGUACGUCCUGAGUUUACAGAUACUUUAGCAAUAAAGCAAGGAUGGCAUCCAGUUCUUGAAAAAGUACAUUUUGAGAAACCUGUCCCCAAUGAUACCUAUAUCACAGAAGGAAGUAAUUUUAUAAUAAUUACAGGACCAAAUAUGAGUGGAAAAUCAACCUACCUAAAACAGAUAGCCCUUUCUCAGAUUAUGGCACAAAUGGGUUCUUUUGUUCCAGCAGAAUAUUCUUCUUUUAGGAUUGCUGAACAAAUAUUUACCAGAAUAGGUAUGGAUGAUGAUAUAGAAACAAAUUCAUCAACAUUCAUGAAAGAAAUGAAAGAGGUAACAUACAUCAUACAAAAUGCUAAUGACAGAUCACUUAUCAUAAUUGAUGAGCUUGGCAGAGGUACCAGUCCUGAGGAAGGCAUUGGCAUAUGUUACGCAGUCUGUGAAUAUCUUCUAAAUUUAAAAGCAUUCACACUCUUUGCUACUCAUUUCCUGGAAUUAUGUCAGAUUGAUAACUUAUAUCCCAAUGUGGAAAACAAUUACUUUGAAGUGCAGCAUGUAAGAAGCAGUUGUGAAAUUAGGGAGAAAAUUGCUUAUACUUACAUUCUUUCUAAAGGAUGCACAGAGGAAAAAAAUUAUGGCUUGAAAGCUGCAGAGGUUUCCUCUCUUCCGUUAUCAAUAAUAUUGGAUGCCAAGAAGCUAGUAACUCUUAUUGAUAAACAAAUGAUGCAGCAGCAAAGAACAGAUCCUGAAAUAUUAAAGGAGAAGGCUAUGUAUCACUUAGCAAAUAGAUUGAUUCAGACUGCUCGCAACUCUCAACUGGAUCCAGACAGCUUGCGAAUAUACUUGAAAGGUUUGAAGAAAAAGUACGAAACUGAUUGCAUUGCCUCUGAACAAGUAGCUGCAGAUGUUAGAUGACCAUAAAUCAUGUACACACCAUUCUGCAGAAUUAACUAAUCCAAAUACAGUUAGAACUAAAAAUAUAUCUACAUGACCAUUAUUUUUUAUAAGUAACUAUAUAUCUGGAGAAUUCUUUUCUAAUAUAUAGUUGUUAUAUUUUAAUUGCACAGUAAAUGCAUUCUUAAUUAAAUGGAAAAUAUUAACAAGAACAUAUAAUGAAAUUAUUACUUUAAAUAACGUCACAAAAAUUAAGAUUAACUGAAAGCUUUUAUCUACAAAAGAUCUCAUCACAUUUUUAAAAAAAAACUGUAUUGAUCCAUUAAUACCAUUUAUAAAAAAUGCAGUAUUAGACAAACAAAAGAACUGUUUUUUGUCCAAAUGUAGGCUGAAAGAGAAAGAGAACAAAACAACAAUUUGCUAAUCACUUUAUUUGAGACUUAGAGAUAUCUGUUCAUUUUAGGCAAUCUAGAUGUGAUCACUUAAUGAAUAUUUCUGUUGGCUUUUUUAAUGAUUUUUUUUUACUUUCUUGUAUUAAUGUUAA